AGCAUGGAUGAAAAUGAAUCCAUCAGCAAAAACUAUUCUUGUACAUACAGUGAUACAGUGGCUGUCUCCAUGUACCCAGCUGUUUACUCUACCUUUUUCAUCAUUGGACUUCCAGGUAACUGUUUGUCAUUGUAUGUAGCAUGGGUGCAAAUGCAAAAGGGAAACAGCCUGGGAGUCUAUUUGGUCAAUCUGUCUAUAUCUGAUUUGUUAUAUAUCAUCACCUUGCCUGUAUGGAUCAUGAUUGCUAUGGAUCAGCCGGUGAACGAUACCCUCUGCAGCCUCAUCGCAGUGAUCAUGUACAACAGUUUCUAUGUGGGUUCAGGAUUACUUUGCUGUAUCUCUAUGGACCGCUACCUUGCUGUGGUAUUUCCUCUGUACUUUGCCAGAGUGCAUACGGUGCAAACAGCAGCCUUUGUGAGCAUGUUUGUAUGGCUCAUAGAGAUCUCUGUGCACAUUGGCCUGCUGGCAUACACAUACAAACUGCAGGAAUUCUCUUCCAGUCAACUGUGUAAGAUCAUGAUGUCUCUCAAAAGAAGUGCAUCCACAUCGACUAGCGAGCGUGUGAAGAUCCGAAAUCUGCUCUGCAUUCUCUUGGUUGUAUACAUGGUUUCUUUCACCCCCUACCAGGUUGUCAUGAUUGUCAUUAGGUUGUUGGAAAAUAAAAACAACAAUUGUGAAUUUGUCCAACAACAAAGAAACUGCUACACAGUGUUUGUUGCAACCACAACAAUUAAUAGUGUAUUAGAUCCAAUUGUGUAUUGUUUAAACACUGAAAGUGCCAAGGCAGAGAUACUAAGGGUUUAUACGGUGUGUCGGCAUCAGUUAUCUCGGGCUGUUUCUGUAAUGGCUUUAUCCUCCUCUAAUGACUGUUAAUACAAUAAUUUUUUGUCACUUAGUAAAGCAGAUAUUCCAAAUUAUAAUAUAAAUUCUAUGACCUUCUGAUCUGAUGCAAUAUAAGCAAUAUAUUUUACUGUCUUUUUGCAUUUUGAUAUUUGACUGUUUUUAAAACUGCUGAAUAUGCCCUACCUGGAAUUCGUGAAGAUAUAAGAAGAAUUUGUUUGAUGUUUGAUGAAAAGAAUGCAAAAAUGUCUACCACAAUGAUGAAUGUAAAGUAAGCCUAGUCCGUAGGAAGCAUUAUUAUUAUUAUUAUUAUUAUUAUUAUUAUUAUUAUUAUUAUUAUUAUUAUUAUUAUUAUUAUUAUUAUAUGUAAUUCUGCAAUUCCACUGAAACUGUUUCAUUGAGUAACGCAAAUAAAAUAGCUACUAACAGGUGUAUAGCAUAAACUUACAAGCU
Tachysurus vachellii is the source of this 1293-nucleotide messenger RNA. RefSeq names its product ovarian cancer G-protein coupled receptor 1-like. Gene Ontology annotation, cellular component: membrane. The record is from RefSeq and is a predicted model, not a curated record. NCBI's taxonomy places the organism in Eukaryota, Metazoa, Chordata, Actinopteri, Siluriformes, Bagridae. The coding region runs from base 4 to 873 and encodes 289 amino acids. Gene Ontology annotation, biological process: G protein-coupled receptor signaling pathway. The transcript has 2 exons. Gene Ontology annotation, molecular function: G protein-coupled receptor activity.